Molecule: messenger RNA, 2463 nt
Organism: Anolis carolinensis (green anole)
Lineage: Eukaryota; Metazoa; Chordata; Lepidosauria; Squamata; Anolidae
Product: BPTI/Kunitz domain-containing protein
Exons: 4
Coding region: 280-861 (193 amino acids)
Cellular component (GO): extracellular region
Molecular function (GO): serine-type endopeptidase inhibitor activity
Source: RefSeq, a predicted model, not a curated record
GACUUGCUCCUUGGCGUCAAGGGAAACCCGCUGGACGGGUGCCAGCCAGGCCCUGCAGCCCCACCCAACGCAGGGAGGAGAGAGAGAGAGGGACAUAGAGAGCAGCCCUCCUGCCCUGGCCCCACACGCCGCUCGGCCUCCUCCAGGGAAGGAAGGAAGGAAGGAAGGAAGGAAGGAAGGAAGGAAGGAAGGAAGGAAGGAAGGAAGGAAGGAAGGAAGGAAGGAAGGAAGAAAGGAAGGAAGGAAGGAAGGAAGGAAGGAAGGACAGACAGGCUCGCCAUGAGCUCCGGCCUCUUGCUCUUCGCCCUGCUGGGAGCCCUCUCCCUCUGGGCCCACCUGCCCUCCGCCUCCAGCCAAUUCCAGGACCCCUGUGGCCACUUCCCCAGGGAGAAGGACCACUGCGGGGAGCCCAAGCCCCGCUUCUUCUUCAAUGGCUCCUCCAAGGCCUGCGAGCCCUUCCUCUCCCGAGGGUGUCCCUGGAACCUGAACCGGUUUCACACCGUGGAGGAAUGCCGGCGCCACUGUGCCAAGAUCAAAAAGGCCGGGUUCUGCCCCCCGAGUCCCACAGGCUUCACCACCGAGUGCCUGACGCACUGCAUCCACGACGGCGGCUGCCCUGGAGCCCAGAAGUGCUGCUCCUAUGGAUGCGCCUUGCGCUGCUCCGACCCGGUCAAAGACCUUUGCCAGCUGCCUCCUGAGGCCGGUCCCUGUGGCGCCAAACUCCAGAGGUGGUAUUUCGACGGGGCCACCAAGUCCUGCAAGCGGUUCACCUUUGGCGGGUGCCUCGGGAACAAGAACAACUUCCAGAAGCGCAAGGAGUGCCGCCAGAGGUGCCUCCAGAGAGCCAGCGGCCAGCGCUGAAGGCCACGCUUGCCCAGGGACCUCCCGUGUUGCCAGCAAACGUACCUGACACUCAGACCCGAAAAGGGCAAAGUGGAUGUGGGUGGGCUGGAAGGGGCCCCAGUGGCUCCUCCUUCCUGACCCCCAUCACCCCCCGGACUCAGCUGUGUGCCCGCAGGAAGAGGCCAUCUCCCUCAAAGAAGGCUCCUGAUCCUCUGAGCCAUCAGCAUCCGGAUUCACGGUCUGUUCGACAAGGAAGAGUCCAGGAUACUCCUGCAAGUGGAAGUUAACCUACUGUUAGAUCCCACGUCCCUUUCCUUUUGCCACAAGUUAGAAAGAUCAGCUUUCACCGUCUGCCAUGAUAGGUCCAAAGGCCCGACUCUGUGAGCCAAACAUGAAGGGGCAUCCGACAGAGGUUAGCUUCAAGGAAAUGGGCUUUUGGGAAAUACUGUCACCUCUCAUUUUCGAGCCCUCACUCACCACGUCAUCACAGUCAUUAAAUACUUCUGAGACACCCACUUACGAAAUGGCACCCUACUGUGUCUAUCACAUGACGUAGACCUCAAGUGCCGGGUAGAGGUAUCUUGGGGUUAAACAAGUGUUGCAAAGUGUUAUCUUUUCAGGCAGUUCCUAAGCUGGUUGGCAAGUGACUUUUGCAAAUUUUUUUCGUGUCAGGAGCAACCGGAGUUGCUUCUGGAGUGAGAGAAUUGGCCGUCUGCAAGGACGUUGCCCAGGGGACGCCCGGAUGUUUUGAUGUUUUACCAUCCUUCUGAGAGGGAGGCUUCUCUCAUGUCCCCACAUGGAGCUGGAGCUGACAGAGGGAGCUCAUCCGCGCUCUCCUCGGGUGGGAUUCGAACCUGGCAGCUUUCAGGUCAGCAACCCAACCUUCAAGUCUUUUAUCCCCUAGGCCACCGGAGGCUCCAGUUAUCUGGAUAGAGAUGAGCAAAACCCCAAGGGCCAUCCAGUCCAACCAUGUAGCAAAAGCACAAUCAAAGCACCGCUGACAGAUGACCAUCCUGCCUCUGAAUAAUAAUGAAUAAUAAUAAUAAAAAUAAAAUAUUAUCUUACUUCGCAAUUGUGUAGCCCUUACUUUGAAAGUACUGUAGUUUUUUUUACUCCAGAAACUUUGUUUUUGUGCCCACAAAACUAUGUUAAAUUGGUGGAGACUUAUUGCUAGGAUUACUAUUAUUCAUAAUUAUUAUUAUUAUCGUUUAGAAGUAACACUUAGUUAACAAGUAUUUUCUGAAGGAGAGGAAGGGAAGGAGAAAAAGAAGCUAAAGUAAAAGGGUGAUGCUCCCAGCCCCCAAAAGCACAUGCAUGCACCCCACCCACCGUCCCUCCGGUUCCCAACUCCCAGUCAAUCCCACUAAAUAAAAAGAAUCAGGAAAAGAAAGGAAAAUCAAAAAAAUUCAACUGUGAUGCUGAAGAGGGGAGGAGGAGCCGAGAUCAGCUCCCACUUGCUUUCGUGUCGGGCAGGUUUUCAUAACGGAUGUGGUCCCGAAGUAUCGAAUGUACCGAAUGAAACAGAGGAAACGAAUUCCGCGCACAAACCUAUUGUACAUUUUCAAAUAAAAGUGCAGAACCAGCCAGAUGAAUACCGGCUGUCAAAGCUCUAGAAAGGCC